Molecule: messenger RNA, 5220 nt
Organism: Euleptes europaea (tarantolino)
Lineage: Eukaryota; Metazoa; Chordata; Lepidosauria; Squamata; Sphaerodactylidae
Gene: DDX60
Product: DExD/H-box helicase 60
Exons: 37
Coding region: 1-5220 (1739 amino acids)
Biological process (GO): defense response to virus
Cellular component (GO): cytoplasm
Molecular function (GO): single-stranded RNA binding; ATP binding; double-stranded RNA binding
Source: RefSeq, a predicted model, not a curated record
AUGGCUAGUGGCAACAGCCAUAAACCUGCCAUGGCUUCUGGAGGAGAAAGGGGAGAUGAAGGCUCUUCAAACAUGUUCAGUCUGGCGAAGGAGACAGAGCAAGCACCCUUGGCUAAUGUUUCAAGUGAACAAAAGUUUUGUGACAUCCUAAAUCCAGUGCUACAAAGAUGCAUGGAAGAGAUAACUGAUUUAAUCAUGGAAGAAAUACCUAAAGCAGAAUACGUCAGUUUGCUAAACGACUAUGUUGAAUCGGAGUUUUUUCUGAUUGAUGGUGAUUCACUGUUCAUCACUUGUGCAAGAGAUCUAACGUUAGAGCGAGGACAGAAUUUGCACUUCUUUUACCUUGUGGAACGCUUUCUCUUCGAUUUAACAAGCAAAGGAGCAAAAUAUGUCAUUGUUUUCUUCAAGGAUGCAGAAUAUAUAUAUUAUAGAACUCUUGAUCUCCUUUCUUUGCGAACUGCAUUGAUUACUCAUCUGAGAAACAACACUCAAACUCCUGUACAUACUGAGUUUUCUAACUGCUUAGGCAGCGACUGGCAACAUUUUCUGGAGGAGAACUAUCCCUAUUUCUUAAUAAUUGCUGAGGAAGGCCUGGAUCAAUUGCAGACCAAUUUUCUUCAUAUAUGUAUUAUUCACACAUUGUCAAAUAGAAUCAACAUUGUACUUACUUCAGGACAAGAAUCAGAUGCCAUCAGAAUUUAUGGAUAUCAUAUCCAUAGCGGAUACCAUCAAUGGUGCUUUUUUCAACAGCAUAAAACAGGGAUUAAGAAUUUGUAUCUAACAUUGGUUACAUAUAUGAAGAGAUAUUGUUCAGAAGCAGUCCUUUCUCUUUCUGGAGAUAAAAUUCUGGAAACUUUGAUCACAAAGGUUCAUGCAAAAAUCACUGCAUUACAGAAGGCGAUAGAAGAUCUCCGAUAUAUAGUCUGUAUUGUCACAUGUUCACUGAUUUUAGAAAAGUACAGUCAAGACAACCAAACUUCUUCUGUGAAACAGAGAAAACCUGCAUUAACCCUGCAAGAAGCUGAAGACCUAAUUAGGAUGUAUUGCCUCAGUGUGGUUUUUCUUCAACACUUGCCCCUUUCACAACGAGCUCAGAUCAGAUUAAUCAAAAAUGAGUGGAAUGAAGAAACGUUCUUGUUCAUUCAACAGCAUAAACUUUGUGAAUAUGUUGUUCUGGAACAUCUUGCUACUCAAACCUCAUGGAAUAUUGAUUUUUCUGUCCUUCCGGAUUUGAGUGACAAUCUCUUGUUAAAGAACAUUGCAUUUUAUUACGAAGCAGAAAAACUUUCAGGGUUUGAUUUGGAUAUAGGAACAAAAAUUAAAAGAGAUUAUGAACUUUUGUGGAAACACAUUACAACACUGAUAGGAACAUGCAGUAUUGGAGAUUCUUUUCCUCUACGUACAACUCCUAAACAUUUUCUUGAAAAGAAGGGUUUAACUAGCAAAGGCAAGGAAUCCAAAAAGACAUUUCCCAAUCCAGGACUUAUACCAGUUAAAAAUACCUUAGUGGAUAAAUUUACUGGAGACAUUUUAACUGACCUGCCGUUUUUGAAAAGUGAUGAUCCAGUGGUUGUUUCAUUAAAAAAACAGAAAGAUUUUGAUGAACGUCUGCACUGGCAUUCAAGAAGACCUCUCAGUGAUGAUUAUGAAAGGACCAAGGGACAGUUAGAUGCAGCCAAAGACCCAAGGGCUCUGCGAAACAAACAAAAAUUCCAAACAUAUCAGCGUUUUUAUGGGCAAUCACUGGAAGGUAUCAAUUCAAAAACAAUUGUUACUCAGCCAUAUAGCCCAAAGAAGGCUUAUGUUGAUCCCAGGAAGAGCAAGCAAACACAUAAGACAAAAGCAGAAAUGAUAGUUGAGGAAAAUCAGAAAAGAAGGCAAGCUGAAGAAAGCAAAAAAGAAGAGCGUCGUUGGGCUACACUUUCAGUGACAGUUGAAGAAAAAAUUAAAGAAAAUGUGACCUCUGGCAUGAAGUAUCUACAGGAAUUUCUGAAAAACUGUCGAAGUGCAUCUGUGAAAUGUACCGCUGAGAUGGCAGCACUGAAUGUUUGUUUUGGCAUGUGGAUGGAAUGCUGUGAUAAAGGUAAAAUCUCCACAAAUUUAGACGAAGCAGUUGAAGUUAUGAGAAUUAUCCACUCAAUGCUUAUAAAGUAUGAUGAUUUAUUAAAGGAGACUGAUUUCCAACAGAUUGGCAAAUACCUUAGGGCCCUUGGAUUUGACAACUUGGCAGCUACUUUAAAGUACCUCAAGGAUUCUGAAGAUGAGAGAAAGAAGCUGAAAAAGAAGCUUUCAAAAUACGCUGUUGGCAUCGGGUCUUCUCGGUUUCAGUUACAGUAUAUGGGUCACUAUCUCAUACGGGAAGAGAGAAAUGAUCCUGAUCCCAGAGUGCAACAUUUUAUUCCAGAUACAUGGCAGAGAGAGCUACUUGACGUUGUGGAUAAUAAUGAAUCUGCAAUAAUUGUUGCUCCUACAUCAUCAGGAAAAACAUAUGCCUCUUACUAUUGCAUGGAGAAAAUCCUGAGAGACAGUGAUGAUGGUGUGGUUGUGUAUGUUGCUCCUACAAAGGCUCUUGUCAAUCAAGUAUGGGCAACCAUAUCCAAUCGAUUUAACAAAGUGCUGCCAGCCGGUAUGACAGUGAGUGGUGUUUUCACUCGAGAUUAUCGCCAUGAUGCCUUGAAUAGUCAGAUACUGGUAACAGUUCCUCAGUGUUUAGAAAUUUUACUUCUGUCACCUCAUCGCCAAGAGUGGGCCAAACGGAUAAAAUAUGUUAUAUUUGAUGAGGUCCACUGUCUUGGAGGUGAAAUUGGUGCAGAGGUUUGGGAGCAUCUCUUGGUUAUGAUUCGAUGUUCAUUUUUGGCUCUUUCUGCAACUGUUAGCAACCCAGAACAUCUCAAAGACUGGCUGCAGUCAGUAAAGAGGUACUGGCAACACACUGAAGCUAAACUAGCACAGAACUCCACAGCUGUUACGAAAGUGGCAAAAGGAAAGAAAGGUGUUGGAAUGCAAAAGACAUCAUACAAGGUUAAAUUAGUGACGUAUGGAGAGAGAUACAAUGAUUUAGAAAAAUAUGUAUGUUCCCUGAAGGGUGAUGACUUUGCUAUUGAUCACUAUCAUCCCUGCGCUGCGCUGACUGUAGACCAUAUUGAGAAAUAUGGCUUCCCCUUGGACCUUUCACUGUCUCCUAGAGAAUCUAUUCUGUUGUACGACACCAUGGUAAAAGUUAGAGCAAAUUGGCCAGGGAAACACGAGCUGGAUCCUGAGGAGUUUUUUAAAGACAAGAUUAUAAUCACUAAGACAGAGGCAAGGCAGUAUGAGAAACAAUUGAAAAAAGAACUAGAGAUGUGGAUUAAACGUGGCCUCCAAAAUAAGGUGAGAGAAGUGUUGGGGCUGCUCAAACCUCAGCCUGCUUGCUCUGCUGAAGAAGAGAUGAGAACCAAUUUUCCUUGUUUUGUGGAAAAACUUCACCAAAUGAAUAAAUUGCCUGCGCUGUUUUUCCUAUUCAGGAUUAAUGCAGUGGAAAAUUGGGCUAAUGAAGUUUACAAGGCCUUAGAGAAGAAGCAAAAGAACAAGCAGAUCCCAGGUUCUGAAAAAGAGCAAUUGUUAACAAAAAAACGUAAAAAGAUUGAAAAGUCUUUGGCAGGUCAGAAAGAUGAUAAAAAAGUCAGCCGUACAGAUGACAGAAUAACUAAGAUGGCUGAACUUCAAAGCAUAAUGGAUCGCCUUGAAAAAAUUGCUGAAACCCCUUCUGACUGCACGUAUGCAAAUGAUCAAGCUGUUGACAAGGAGGUUUUUUACAAGAUAUUUCACCGAACAAGAUUCAUGAAAAAGCACAAAGAGCUGCAAAAGCUGACACUUAGAGGCAUUGGGUACCAUCACGCCUCUGUGGAGUAUAAAGGGAGGCAAAUGGUGGAGAUGCUGUUCAGGAUGGGAUUUAUUCAGGUGGUGACAGCCACAGGAACCUUGGCUUUGGGAAUCAACAUGCCAUGCAAAUCUGUCGUUUUUCUACAGAAUUCUGUGUAUUUGGAUGCUCUGAACUAUAGACAGAUGUCUGGACGUGCUGGCCGGCGUGGUCAAGAUCUGUUGGGAAAUGUCUUUUUCUAUGGCAUUCCAUUGCCCAAAAUACAGACGCUCAUGAAAUCAAAUGUACCUGAACUUCGAGGACAGUUUCCUCUGAGUGUUUCUUUCAUCUUAAGAGUCAUGCUGUUGGCUUCCAAAGCAGAUGACAAAGAAGAUGCACAUGCAAAGGCUUUAUCAUUAUUGAAGCAUUCACUUCUGUCCUUCAAGCAGCCUAGGACCCUGGAAAUGUUAAAGCUUUAUUUUUUGUUUUCUUUACAGUUUCUUGUGAAGGAGGGAUAUUUGGAUCGGGACGGUAAUACCACAGGGUUUGCUGGACUUGUUACCCACUUGCAUUAUCACGAGCCUUCCAAUAUUGUCCUAGUUGAAUUUCUUGUGCAGGGCUUGUUCCACAAGCUGUGUCAGCGGAGCACAAAAGCAUCAAGGCUUUUUUCUGAAGAAGUGAUGGAAAGGUUAGUGCUAGUAUUGGCACAUCUUUUUGGAAGAAAACACAUACCAGCUGCUGUUGUGAAUUCUAAAAGGAAAUUUUACCAAUCAAAGGUGUUCCUUGAAGAUCUCCCUGACGAUUUUGCUGCUGCUUUGCAUGACUACAACUGCAGAAUACAAGAAAACUUCGGGCAGUUUCUACAGAUCGUUUCUACGACGGUAGAUAUGAAACAAGAAUAUCGGCUUCCCCUUUCAGAACUCAAUUUUUCAGAUACAGAACAGCUUGAAUCUCAGUUUGCAUCUCACCUCAUGAGCUGCAGUGAAGGAAGGGCAGCUGUUUCACCCUUUGUGUGCCUUUCAGGAAAUACAGAACUUGAUUUACUGAAUGCAGUGACUGUCAACAGUGUCAUAUUGCGCACAAUAGGUAUUACAGCUGCAAACAUUCCAGUCCUCUCUUCAAAGAUGUAUGAUAAUCAAGGAAGAAUUAUGCCACUUAAUGCAUAUGUGCUUGAUUUCUACAAACAUGGAUCUUUGACAGCAAUGAAACAGGAUAACAGCCUGCAUGAAGGAGAGGCUUACUAUAUGCUGAGAGACUUUGCCCUUUCUAUUAAAGCAAUCAGUGUUUCUUUGUGCGAACUCUGUGACAAUAAGGAUGAUAAUGUUGUACAAGCAUUUGAACAACUAAGUCAAGAAUACUGGGAGAAACUGGAAAAGGUGUAA